UUUUCAUCUCUCAAUUUUUUUUUUCUUAAACAUGCCCGUCGCAUCCACUGAUUUUAACAAAAACGAGCACUUUGCUAGUUUCGCUACCACAUCUCGUUUGGUUGCUUGUUUGACAAGUGAAUCUUUGGUUCCCGUCUAUUUUGUGCCCUCUAAAGAAGAAGGCUUAGUUGGUCUCUGCUUAUUGUUACGUCCUACCAUCCAAGAGGACACAAUUCCUAGCCAAGUACGUUUGGAAGAUGUCUUGGCUGUUGUUCCUCUUCGCGGUUUGCCUAUCAUCAACCCUGAAGUUUGUGCUAAAUGGAAUGGUAUCGUAUGUCCUCGUAUUGACUUGGUCGAUAAUCUCGAUAUGAAACCCCAUAUCUAUGCUGUCAACACGCAAUACUCAGGUGAAAACAAUGUCAAGCAAGUCCUCAAGACUGUGCUUUCAGAUGCUACACAAUUUAGUUUGGUCGAUGGCUAUGACGCAGUCAGUUUAUGGGGUCGCUUUGCAACCGAUUUAAAUGUGAAUGCUAAAUUACGCGAGCAAAUCGGACAAGAACUUGGAUCUUCCAUUCUUUUUCAAAAAUACACUUAUGACCAUCCCAAAAAUUUGCCCAAUUUGAGUUCUUCUACUAUCGCUUGGGAGCAGUCUGUUGUUGAAGGCCAUGCUACACACCCUAUGCAUAAAGCUCGUAAGAGUUUCCCUCCUAUGAAGACACUUUCUCCUGGAUCCUAUGAUCUCGAUCAUCCCAAGGUCCGCCUUGUAGGUGUCCCCAGAGCCAAUGCUGUUCUUCGUGGUGACUACGAAAGCUUGUCUGAUAAGCUCGUCAAUGCUCUUUUUGAAGCUGGUUGCGGUGAAAACAACGUAAAGGCCGAGCGCAGUAAAUACGAUCCUGAUUAUGUCUAUAUCGCCAUCCACGAACUCCAAUUGCCCAAUAUUGAACAAAAAUUCAGCGAUGCUUUGAUUUUCCCUGAAGGUUACAGUAUCACUGUCGAGGCUUUGGCUUCAUUGCGCUCCGUUGCUCGUCCUGAUAUUUUGCCUGGUCUUAGUGUCAAGCUCUGUCUGGGUGUCAAGAUUUCUUCUGCUUUGCGUACCGUGACACCUUUCACUACCUAUUUUGGUCCUGGUUUCUCCAAGAUUGUGCCCAAAUUGACGUAUGAUGCUUCUGUCCUUGCUAUUGAACGUGAAUUGGGUACUAUUACUUACCGUCAUGAAGAUACAGAUGUUGCCAAGCACUGCAGUAGUGUGAUUCGUGAAGCCUUUGAGUAUGAUCCUGAGUACAGAGAUGAUUUGUUUAUUCCUUGUGGUGUCUUGGUUGAAAAGAUCCAAAGACCCGACACAGAUGAAACACUUGUCACUCACGUUUGGGGACUUGACACUGAAGAAAAGCGUGUUGCAUUCUUGACUAGAUAUGUCAGCUUUGCUUUAAAAGCUUUCUUGCCUCCUUGUCUUGAAAACGGUGUUGCCUUUGAAGCUCACGGUCAAAACACAUUGGCCCGCUUUGAUCGUAAGACAGGUUUAUUGAAGGGCUUUGUUAUUCGUGAUUUUGGUGGUGUCAAGGUUCAUAAUGAGACCCUCAAGAAGUCAGCUGGUGUUGAACUCGAUAUCUUGCCUGAUAGUUGUGUUGAAGCACAAACAUUGGAUGAAGUCUCCAAGUUGUUGUAUCAUACAUUAUUCCACUGUCAGUUCCAACGUUUGAUUCGUGUCUUGGGUUUGCAUUACAAUGGUGUUGGUUGGGAAAUUGUUCGUCAACAUAUGGCUGACAUGAUUCCUAAGGAUCAUGUCAUGUGGGCUAUGUUUAUGGAACCUGCCAAGGUGCCUGGUAAAUGUUUAGUUCGUAUGAAAAUUGAUGAACUUUACCGUGAUUACAUCUAUCGUCCUGUGCCUAACAUGAUUCAAUUUAAACCUCAACAAGUUCCUCAAGCUUAAUAUCUUUUUUUUUUUUCUUUUGUAUAAUUAUGUAAAUUUCUAAUUGUUACCCUCCUUCUCCUCCUCAUAAAACAAUAUGCAU
This is a messenger RNA of Gilbertella persicaria, 1991 nucleotides long. RefSeq names its product IucC family-domain-containing protein. The transcript is spliced from 5 exons. NCBI's taxonomy places the organism in Eukaryota, Fungi, Mucoromycota, Mucoromycetes, Mucorales, Choanephoraceae. The record is from RefSeq and is a predicted model, not a curated record. The coding region runs from base 32 to 1909 and encodes 625 amino acids. Gene Ontology annotation, biological process: siderophore biosynthetic process.